This is a messenger RNA of Ornithodoros turicata, 643 nucleotides long. RefSeq names its product homeobox protein MSX-2-like. Gene Ontology annotation, molecular function: RNA polymerase II transcription regulatory region sequence-specific DNA binding; DNA-binding transcription factor activity, RNA polymerase II-specific. The record is from RefSeq and is a predicted model, not a curated record. Gene Ontology annotation, biological process: regulation of transcription by RNA polymerase II; embryonic morphogenesis. Bases 66 to 623 code for a protein of 185 amino acids. The transcript is spliced from 2 exons. Gene Ontology annotation, cellular component: nucleus. NCBI's taxonomy places the organism in Eukaryota, Metazoa, Arthropoda, Arachnida, Ixodida, Argasidae.
CCGUCGCGGGGCUCCGCCUCGCCGCGGGCGCCGAUCGUCGCCGGCGCGCUCGUGUGCGGCAAGCCAUGCAACCGCCCAGCCAGCGAGAUCGGUCGCCGAGCCCGGCUUCGCUGCCGCCACCUUUUUCGGUGGCCUCGCUGCUCGGAGGACCCCCGUCACGGUUCAGCGUGGACGCCCUCUUGCGGGGCCCACCGGGGCCCAGGCCGAAGAUGAUGCCCUGCCUGGCUGUGGGCACACCGCACCAACUAACGCAAAGCCCACGUGGACCAAGCGCUCUCAAGUGCCCGCUGAGGAAGCACAAGUCGAACCGGAAGCCUCGGACGCCGUUCACGACGCAGCAGCUGUUGUCGCUGGAACGGAAGUUCCGUGCCAAGCAGUACCUGUCCAUCGCCGAGAGGGCAGAGUUCUCGUCGUCCCUCAGCCUGACGGAGACGCAAGUGAAAAUCUGGUUCCAGAACCGGCGUGCCAAGGAGAAACGGCUCAAAGAGGCCGAGAUCGAACGGCUUCGUAUGGCCGUGCUCUCCACGGCCAAGCCUCCUCUGCUGCCUUUCUUCCCGGCGCCUUUCGGUCCUCUCUGUCCGCUAUUCCUGCCACCUCGACCGCCGUCCUAUGUUGUGGAAUAAACUAUAUUCGUGUUCCCCUA